This is a messenger RNA of Wasmannia auropunctata (little fire ant), 2935 nucleotides long. RefSeq names its product nose resistant to fluoxetine protein 6-like. The record is from RefSeq and is a predicted model, not a curated record. NCBI's taxonomy places the organism in Eukaryota, Metazoa, Arthropoda, Insecta, Hymenoptera, Formicidae. The annotation marks the transcript as partial. The transcript is spliced from 8 exons. Gene Ontology annotation, molecular function: acyltransferase activity, transferring groups other than amino-acyl groups.
GUUGCAUUUUUACGGCGUUUUCUUUGUACAAGAAUGGUAAGGAGCUGUUGCGAACUGAUAGACGCCGAGGAUCUAUCCGCUGUCUGGACGGCUUGCGUUUCCUCAGCAUAUGCUGGAUCAUUUACGGUCAUACUUAUUACAUGGAGGCUACCAGUAUCAAAAUGGACCUUACGCAUAUUCCAAAUAUGCAUUACGAUUGGAACAACAUGCUGGUGCUCAACGGCAACAUUGUCACGGAUACUUUUUUCCUACUAAGUGGAAUCCUACUCGCUUACACCGAACUGAUGAAGAAGGAACGCGCCGCCUUAAAGUGGCGUUUCGACAUGAUAGGACUUUACGUUCAUCGUUAUGUAAGAUUAACACCGGCCUAUGCGAUGAUGAUCGGUUUUUAUGCCACUCUAUUCUACAAAUUCGGUACAGGCCCGCACUGGGACGCCUUGGUUGGCUCUAACAAAAACUUUUGUCGCGAGAAUUGGUGGACCAAUUUGCUUUAUGUUAACAACUAUGUCAACGUACCGAACAUGUGCAUGUCCCAAUCCUGGUACCUAUCGACCGACAUGCAGUUUGUUUGGCUGUCGCCGCUUGUACUGUAUCCUAUGCUCAAGUUUAGGAGUUUGUUCUUUACGAUUGUUCUGGCCGUCUGCUUGUUCUUUUCGAUCUUAGUGCCCUUCGUUACAACUUAUGUUCUCCGACUAACGGGCACCAUGCUCUAUUACAAAGAACAGAUGGACUUAACCCAGGUUUAUCUGGAGAUCUAUAUAAAGACGUACAAUAGAUUCGGGCCUUACGUCAUUGGUUUAGGCCUUGGAUACUUGUUAUAUAAGACGCGAUCUUCCAAAGUCAAAUUACGCACCGGCUACGUAAUUCUGGGUUGGCUGCUCGCGAUCAUGGCCGGCUUGUCGGUAAUUUUCGGGCCGCGAGGCAUGUACUUCGACACUCACGUGUACAAUAGGCUGGAGGCGAGUUUCUACGCCGGUUUCCAUCGGCAGGUCUUCGUACUCUCGGUCUCCUGGAUUGUUUUCUGCUGCAUGCACGGAUACGCAGGUCCCAUCAAUUAUAUACUUUCCUGGCAUGGAUGGAUACCGCUCAGCAAACUGACUUACUGCGCCUAUCUCUCUCAUUAUCUCUUCAUACUGUCGCACGUCGGAGCCGUACGAACUACCGGCAAUUUGACACAGAUGAACGUGAUGCGCGCAUAUUUCGCCAAUUUGGUGCUCACUAUGAUGGUAUCAGUGGUAUGGAGUCUCUGUUUCGAGAUGCCCUUCAUGGCCAUCGACAGUAUCCUUCUUUCCGGGCACAAGCAAAACUCGUCGAAGCCCUUGAAGGCUUGCGAUUCCACGGCAUCCGGGAAGGAGAUCUGCCAGUCGAAGGAAUCCUCGAUUAUGUACGUAAAUGAUAAUCCUGGGGAAUACAGUUGCGGCGUUACCCGCUACGACCUUAUGAAAACCGCCAAAGAGAACGGCGCGGAGUUCGUCAAUGACGGGACGGAGAGAAAUAUCGGUAAAAUAUACUCUAUCAGUCCUAUAAAAUGCAGCACGUGGUCGGCUGUGAAUAAUAGAACGUCAGACGAUUUUGUCAACGUCGAUUUUUGUCAUAUUCUCGACCUCGACAAUUGCGGACGACCGAAAGCGCAUUCGAACGGACGGGAAUCAAGAUCGAUCGACAACGAUCCAGCUUACAGGACGAAGCCAAAUCAGUCCUUGAGGGACAGUGGUUAAAAGAUCGAGCGGGCUCAAUCUAGUCUAGUUACAGUUAAUAAUAUUAUUAUUAAUUAUUAUGUGAGAUAAAUUGCGAAAAUUUUAUAGGAUAAGUAUAUCCUGUUUUUAGCAAGAGAAUAAAAUAAGAGUAAGAGUGAUAUAAUCGGAAUUUUAUAGGGAAAAACAAAGUAAACGAAAGAACGAGAUUUUGUUUACACAUAUAUUAUAUAAUACAGAGUCUACGAUAAACUAGAAAUAUAAAAUAUAGGUAUAUACUUGCGAGAGAAAUGUUUGCUGGACAGAGAAUUAAAGCCGCAGCUAUAUAUUUUUAAAUAAUAAUAAAAGAGAACUAUUUUUUUACUUCAUCGAUUUUUUUUAUUUUAUUGAUAGUGAUUUGUGAUAAAGCAAGAUAAUGUGUUAUUAUUGAUAACUGUGCAUUAGAUGAUGCAUAUAUUGUAGAAAAUGCUUACGCAAAGAGAAUAUACGUAUUCAUUUGAUAUGAUGAACGUAAUUACCGAUUUAUCGGUGCGAUUUGCAGUAUUAAUUGAGAGAGUUGAAGUUAUAAAGAAUUUUACUUCAUAUUGAGAAAAAAAUUUAGGAAAUAUUUAAAAUAAUAUAAAUUUUUUCUUCACGACGACUGUCCACUGCGAUUAUUCGAGGAUCUGCGCUUUAAUUUCCGUUUUUGGUAUUGUUACAUUUUACGUUCUCGAACAAGAGUUCUAAUAAUGUCUUUUAUAUUCCAGAUCCUUUAUAUCCACCGGUUUCCGUUUCAAUUUCUAGCUUUAAUUUGUACCGUAACAUUGAGAAUGACCUGAUCAAAACAUUUGUUAUUGAUUAUACCAUUUGAUGUAAGUAUUUUAACUAAUCAUAUUGGAGCAUUAAAUACCCAGUUCUGGCUCGCAUAGCCCACAUUUUAUUUAUUUUUAUUUUAUUAAUUUAUUUUUUUUUAAAUGUGAAUUAUGAUAAACGAGAAACAACUAAUAUUUCUAUUCUCUCUUUCUCCAACUCUCUCACGAGCCUUUACCAUCGAAUUAUUUCGGCAUAAUUAUAUGCUUUUUAAUGUAUAAUAAAAAGAUAUUACUUCCUUGUUUGUUUCUACUGUUUGUUUAAAUAAAAGAAUUAAUUGUUAAUUAUUUGUUAAUAGAACAACAUUUGCCUGUAUAAGCGCCGUUUUGAAUUGAUUCGACCGCGACGAACGAAUCGAACAAUGCCAAAAUAAAAGCGCAUUGCCAAAUAAA